CAUAAUCUAUAAGUAAAGAUGUCCUCCUUUUGUUUAUACGGAAUAUUGUUCCUUAUAUGUGCACAAAGUGUUACAUCAUUUCGAAAAGGAAGUUCGGUCUGCAUUUUAGAUUACGAGGAGGGCAUAUGCAGAGCUCUGAUAAAACGUUUCUACUACAACAGAAUAAAUAAAACUUGUGAAGUAUUUUAUUAUGGCGGGUGUCUUGGAAAUGGAAACAACUUUCUAAGCAAAGAAGAAUGUGAACACAAGUGUAACGGGACGACUUACAUAACAGAAGAUUCAUUCGAAACAACUAAACAAACGGAAACAACAUCAACAUCGAUCGACCAAUCAGAUAGUACUGAAGGAACAACCCCUAUUCAGAAACCACUUGGAGUUGGUGCUAAAAUCUUCUUAGGCAUUUUGGAUAUAAAAAACAGAGUGUCCAAUUUAUUCAACAAAAUCAAAGGUGGAAAAUAACAUGAAUAUCCUCAUUAAUAACAAAUUGUAUUCUUCUUUAACAAUUAUCUAAAUCAUUCUAUAUAGCAAGAAUAUUAGAUGGAUUAUAAUUUGAUAUAUAAGAUAUCAUCAAAAGAACUGAAAUCAUUACAUUGUAGCAAUUUUCAUAAUAAAUAUGUUGAAUGUCAAAUAAUCACCACGAAGUAAUUGAAUAUCUUUAUUGAUCAAUACAAAUUCGGAAGUGAAAACUUUUAGAAAAACUAAAAUUAGUAAUUCAUUAUUGAUUAUUUGUAGAAGUUUUAAUUGAUUAAUUAUUUUGGUAAAACUUAUCCUUCGAUUGUUCUUUUAAAUAUGAUAUAAUCAGUAGUUUCUACAUCUUCAUAGAAUAUUCAAAAAAUAAAAGAAUAUUUAGAGGAAAAAUUGUUUUCAAUAACUUCAUCAUUAGGUUUUAUAGCUUUAAGUGAAUAACAAUGACAAAAUAAGGUAUUCAUAAAUAAAUUUGACAAUGUUAUGUAUUAUAAUCGAUGAACAUUUCCAUCUGUUAUAAUAUAAACACUUCGAAAUACAUAUUAGUUGUAAU
This is a messenger RNA of Schistosoma spindalis, 1018 nucleotides long. NCBI's taxonomy places the organism in Eukaryota, Metazoa, Platyhelminthes, Trematoda, Strigeidida, Schistosomatidae. The record is from the annotation of a GenBank genome assembly.